This is a messenger RNA of Anarrhichthys ocellatus (wolf-eel), 4011 nucleotides long. It is a transcript of the gene klhl32, whose product is annotated as kelch-like family member 32. The record is from RefSeq and is a predicted model, not a curated record. Bases 269 to 2131 code for a protein of 620 amino acids. The transcript has 11 exons. Lineage: Eukaryota; Metazoa; Chordata; Actinopteri; Perciformes; Anarhichadidae. Gene Ontology annotation, molecular function: protein binding.
CCAAUAAAGUGUCCGCGAUAACUGAGCGCAUCUGCUCGCCUCUGCGCCCGUCUCUCCCCUCGCCCUGGAUGUAAAAAGAGACCAACACCGACCUCGGACAUUAGAUGACAUUUGUUACGGAGGCGCCGCCAGAGGGGGACGGGACUGGAUCAUAACACAUUCAUAUGAGGCUGAUGUAUGUUCCCAGCGAGGAGACUGCAGUCCCCAGGAGCCACAUAGCACCUCUCCUCCACCUCCACCACCACCUCCUCUUCCGUUGUCCGGCGACAUGCCUUCUGAACCCAGCCUCAGCAGUAGGGAGAUGCUGACAGGACAGAGGCUCUGUCAGUCGAAGUCCCACCAGGACUCGGUCCUCGCUGCCCUCAACCAGCAGAGGAAGGACGGCUUGCUGUGCGACGUCACCCUGGUGGCCGGCGAGCAGAAGUUCCACGCCCACAAAGCCGUCCUGGCGGCGUGCAGCGAUUACUUCAGGGCGAUGUUCAGCUUGUGCAUGGUGGAGAGUGAGGCAGACGAGGUGACUCUGCAAGGGGUGACCGGCGUUGGACUGAAGCACGCUUUGGACUUCGCCUACACCGGGCAGAUCCUGCUGGAGCCAGCGGUGAUCCAGGACGUCCUGUCUGCAGGCAGCCACCUUCAGCUGCUGGAGCUCCUCAGUCUCUGCUCCCACUACCUCAUCCAGGAACUGAGCAGCGUGAACUACCUGGAGCUGUACCGCGUGGCCGACCUGUUCCACCUCCCCGCCCUGGAGGAGGCUGUGGUGGGCUUCCUGGUGGAGCAUCUGUCUGAGCUGAGCCAGAGCCGGCAGGACGAGGCCCUGCAGCUGCCCUACCGCCUCCUCAGGGAGGUGCUGAAGAGCGACCGCCUCACCUCACUGAGCGAGGAGGAGAUAUGGAAGUUGGUCGUUCUGUGGCUGGACCACGACUGCCGCCACCAGUACGCCGAUGAUCUGCUCCAACACGUCCGCUACGGCCUGAUGGACGUCCCCACGCUGCACCAUCUCGCCCGCAGCCACUCUCUGGUCCAGUCCAGCCCGACUGCCGCGGCCCUCGUGGAGGAGGCCCUGGACUACCACCGCGCCACCUUCGCCCAGCCCCUCCGCCAGUCAGCCCGCACCAGGCCUCGCUUCCAGUCCCUCACCCUCUACAUAGCCGGCGGGCGCAAGCGGGAGGUGAGCAGGGUCAGGGAGCUGCGCUACUUCGACCCGGCCGCGCAGGAGCACGUGCGUGUCGCCGGCGGGUCGAACUGGAGCGAGCUGGCGCCCAUGCCCACCGGGCGCAGCCACCACUGCGUGGCCGUGAUGGGGAACUUCCUGUUUGUCGUGGGCGGGGAGGUGGAGCACGCCACCGGGAGGACGUGUGCCGUGAGGACUGCUUGUCGGUACGACUCCAGGGGAAACUGCUGGACCGAGAUCGCCCCCAUGAAGGCCUGCAGAGAACACUUUGUCCUGGGCGUGCUGGGCCAGUACCUGUACGCAGUGGGGGGCAGGAACGAGCUGAGGCAGGUGCUGCCCUCUGUGGAGCGCUACUGCCCCAAGAGGAACAAAUGGAUGUUUGUACAACCCUUCGACCGCUCGCUGUCCUGCCACGCCGGCUGCGUGGCCGACAGCCUGCUCUGGGUCUCAGGCGGGGUGACAAACACAGCUCAGUACCAGAACCGACUGAUGGUGUACGACCCAGAACAGGACCAGUGGCUGGCCCGCAGUCCCAUGUUGCAGAGGCGAGUUUACCACGUCAUGGCGGCGGUGAGGAGGCAGCUCUACGUGCUGGGCGGCAACGACCUGGACUACAACAACGACCGCAUCCUGGUCCGCCACAUCGACUCCUACAACAUGGACCUGGACCAGUGGACGCGCUGCUCCUUCAGCCUCCUCACGGGUCAAAAUGAGUCCGGAGUAGCCGUCCACGAUGACAGGAUCUAUGUGGUUGGAGGAUACUCCAUUUGGACCAAUGAGCCUCUGGCAUGCAUUCAGGUGCUGGAUCUGAGCACAGAGGGGAAGGAGGAGGUUUUCUACGGGCCAACACUGCCAUUCGCCUCCAACGGGAUAGCGACUUGCUUCCUCCCGGCUCCUUACUUCACCUGCCCGAACCUACAGACUCUACAAGUACCCCAUCACAGGAUAGGUGCCGUUUAAAACCAGAGGAACACAAAAAAACAGACAAAAAACAAAAACACAAACACUCUGGGCCAUCAGUAUUUGCAAACGUGGCUCACAAAAACGGACCUGCUCAUAGCGAUCCUGCUGGAACCUGCCAUGUCACGUCACAGGAGUGUACAGGGAUUUCUGUGAGACCUCAUAUGUAGUAACGCUUUCCUGGGAUACAAGAGCCGUGUUAUCCUGCAAGCUUCUAGGAAUCUCAAACAAAACAAGCAGAUGCCACAAUAAUACAGCAUAUAGCUGUUGUAUUUCCCCAAAGACUGAGACAGCAUUCAUCCCUAACUCCUGAAGGGAUUAAAAUCCCCUCAGAAGACGGGAACAACAUGCCAAUCGCAUUACCAAUAAGUGACUUGUGGGAAGCGGACAUUACUGAAUUGCUCAAUUGUUCAUAGGAGUUCAAAGCAAACUGUCCUCUUUGUAACCCGUUAUAAGGGUUUCAAUCACUGAAGAAUAUCUCCAUCAAACCUCUAGAAUCACUUUGGUGGCCUGAAGAACGUGCAGGAUGUGUUUUCUUUCCAACAUAUAGAGGACCGUCUUCUCAUUGGCUCGCAUGCAUUUUGAAAUUGCAGGUUGUGUUGAAGGUGUCAAGAGCCGGAAGCUUAAACAACCAUGUCAUUUUUUUAUUAACAUUUAAAUAAGGUGGUAAAAAAAAAAGAAAAAAAAAAGAAUACUUUUCUGCAUCAGCAGUGACACAAAUGAGUGACAUUGCUCAGGACCCAAGACUGUUUAUGUCUGUCAUCAUUCAGAGAAUAUUUCCCCCCAAAAAAGUGUCUAUACAAUGUUAUGUAACACACCAUUGUGCUGAUUUAAAAAAAGAUAUAUAUACUUUAACCAAAAGAAAGGAAACAUCCCUCUGCACUUCCCUCUUCUGUCCAAAACAUGUGUGAAAGAAUAUUUAUGGCACAUUUUCAGAAUAAAGAAGCAACAUGAAUUUAUCUAGAAUGUAUUCUAUAAGGGCUGUUAUUAAUAGCUAUGAUGGGAAGAAGCUGAAUUAUCCAGCAGAUUACUGAACGCUAACUCAAAGCAUCACUUCUACUGCCUUUCUGUCGCGCCUCCAUCCCCCUCCAAUAGCGUCGGUGCAGCAGUCUGCUGCUCCGAUGAAGGGAUGCAUGCAUCAACAUUUGAUGAGGCUGGAAAUGACUAGCGAUGACAGAAAAUAGGAUUUGGUGAUUGUGGGAGACGGGAGUGAGACUUCAUGUGAUUCGGUGUAAACUAAAGUCGGAUCGUGAGAGAUUGCUGUGACUUGGAAGGGCGAUAGACAAUUGGAACAAACAGUACUCCUCUCUUUCACUUUUUUUUUUUCUUGAUACUGAACUCUCUGGCUCUCCCACGACUGUCAUCAAAUCUGUAACUCAGAGUGCCAACCGCGUAGAGACAGAUCCGGCACCUGAUGGUUAUAAGCACGAAUAGUCUGUGUGCUGCCUUCGGUGCACGCGCUCCUCACUUCUCUCACUACGGAGCUGAAAUGAAACGAUGGAGAGACCCAUGAGUGUAUUUGUAUUUACUGUCACAUUUUAUUUCGUUAAUAAUGCAUCUUCCAAAAUGCAAAGCUGCACCUGUUUUUUUUUUUUACAAUAUGUACAUUAUAUCCAACCUGGUGAUAUCAUGCUUAUAGUCCAUGAUUGGAACAUAUUCUUUAAAAAGGGACAGUUCACCCCAAAAUCUUACCUGUUGUGCUAUUUAUCAAUGUAGAAUGUUUUGGUGGGAGUGGCAGAGCGUUGGAGAUACGGGCCGUAGAGAUGUCUGCCUUCUCGCCAGUAUAAUUGAACUAGAGGCCACUCUGCUUGAUGUGUUCAAAGCGUCUCUUUCCAGAAAUCAUCACCCGGUUAAUCAAAAUAAUCCACAGUUCUUGUUGU